CGUGGGCUAGGUUUCCAGCCAUGCAAAGUACAUUCACUCAAAACGAAAUAGCUUCACCGAUCUGGGGUGCAACGUAUGGAGAGGAGGUUAAUGUGGCUUGGUUUCCGUGGGGUGGUUUAUGGGAAUAGCCUCAGGUAGAGAUCUGCGUUGACGGUUCGGUAAAUGGUAAUAUGUGUAACAUGUUGAAAUCAAGUGAGUCCGUAUUACAUAAAAAUGUACUCCGAUAAAGUUAAAUGUAGUUCACUAUAUCAGAGUAUAUUUAGCAGUGAAAGACAAUUAAUAUUUUGGAAUAAUGACGAGAAUCGGAUGAAAAUGAGUGUGUAAUUCUGCGGAGGGAGAGCAAUAAAGGUGAAUGAAGUUAAUCUGUCAACAACAACAAAAAAACAACCUUAUGCUGUUGUACAGUUCGGUGUAUUAAAUGUGUUUGUGCUGCUUAAUUUAAAUUGCUCAGAUAUACUUUUUCAUAAUGUAAUAAAUUGUGUGUUUACUGUGUCUUUUUUCUUUUAUUUGUAAAUUGCUUAUUAAAGAAAUGUCAAAUAGGGAAAUGUAUUGUUGCACUAAACAAGGAGAAUGUGGAGUGGCUUUAGGCUAAUUUUACAGGCCCCCCACCCGGGAUAUUUAAAAUUAGGUCAAGCAGAAAGACUGAACUCAGAAAGAAUCCAAUACAGUGUUUAGCGUUUCUUUUCACUCGUUAACUUCCGAGGGAUUUCUAUAUUUGUGCAUCUAAAGCUAGAUUUACGUUAGGUUGCUGGAGGUUUAUCUUUUUUAAACUUUAAAAACACGGCAUAUUUUGAAUUCCUGUCUCUUUAAGAGGAGGCACGCCCGGCUUUAACAGUAUUAUGCAAAUAUCUACGAAAAGGAACGAUGGCGCACGGCUCUUGGCCAAUCAAAAUCUAGUUCCAACCGCGGGAGAUCCAAAUUUCGCGGGACGCGGUUUGGCGCUAAAACAAGUUUUGAGGCUAACUGGACUCCUAAAAGCUGAGCAAUUUCGCUGUUGCGGGGACUUUGCGAGGUAUUUUGUUUGACCCGUAACAAAAAUCCAAAGCAUCCUUUUAAAUACGGAUAUUUUUAAUUGAUCUUGGUUUUCAAGGCUUUACAAACAGACUCUCCCGAUUCUGGGUAUAUGAAUAUUGAUACAAAUCGAUGUCGAUUUUAUUACAAAAAAUAAGUAACAUUAUUCCUUUGCACUUUGUUGAAGUAGUCGCUGAUAAACCUACUGUUUGCAUUUGUUUAGCUAGCUAAUAUCUACGUCGGAAGCAACACAGCUACUAUUUUAUGCAUAUCUGGCGCGUGCAUUUGUGCAUUUUUAAUUUUUUUGCACUUCUUUGAAAGGUGGAAUAAGAGGAAGCAAACUUUUGAUAAUCACCCUUUGUGAUUAGCUGGCUAGCUAGCUAGCCAGCCAACCAGUAAGCAAAAGCAAGCCAUAUAUCUGUGCAGUUGAUCAAGCAAUAUUCUGCCUACUGAAUUGUGGCUUGCACGCCCUGAAGAGUUGAUACCGUGUCCACUUACUGCAGUAGUGCGGGAUUGUAUUUUUAAUUUUUAAUUAUUUUUUAAAAACACUGCUUUGCAAGCGAACCCUUCCGAUCAAGCCCGAGGCUAGCUAGGUAGCACAAAAUGAUGCGGUUACCCAAAGGUCCGGCUUCUGCCAGAAGUACUGUGGGGUUGUCGGGGUCGAGCUCGCAGAAGAAAGUUCUAGCUGGAGUGCACACGGAGUUUUUCAAUACUGGACUCUCUACCCCGCAUAUCAACUCCGUGCCGGCUGGCUACUUCACGCAAAUUUGCAACACUACAGUCGCGGAUCAGCGAGUCAACUGUCUAUAUGCAACCCCUCACGGACCCGAAGCGAAACCCAUCAGAUCUUCAUCGGGGAGACUGCCGGCCAAGAGGAAGCUGGAUCUCGAGGACCCCCUGUACCUGCCCGACUUCCGUACCCCCAAAGGAAAGGGGUGUGCAGCCGUGGUCAGGGUCCCCAGCCCCAAGACCCCCAAGUCCCCAGGGGAGCGCACGCGCUACGACACCUCCCUGGGCCUCCUGACCAAGAAGUUUGUGGGCCUGCUGAGCGAGUCGGCCGACGGGGUGCUGGACCUGAACUGGGCCACCGAGGUGCUGGAGGUGCAGAAGAGGCGCAUCUACGACAUCACCAACGUGCUGGAGGGCGUGCAGCUCAUCCGCAAGAAGUCCAAGAACAACAUCCAGUGGAUGGUGGGCGGAGUGUUUGAGGGCUCGGCGGGCGGGGCAGAGAGAGCCCGCGCUCUGAAUAAGGAGCUGGGCGACCUGGAGCGGGCGGAGAAGUCGCUGGACGACCUCAUCCAGUCCAGCACCGCCCAGCUGCGCCACCUCACCGAGAGCCAGCACAACCAGAGGCUAGGAUACGUGACCUACCAGGACAUCCGCUCCGUGGCCAGCCUGCAGGACCAGACGGUCAUCGCCGUCAAGGCCCCCUCGGAAACCAAACUGGAAGUGCCGGAGUCUUCUGGGGACUGUCUGCAGAUCUACCUGAAGAGCACGAACGGGCCCAUCGAGGUGUACCUGUGCCCCGAGGAGGGCCAGGAGGACGGGAGUCCGGUCAAGGGGACCACGCCCAAAAAAGAGGCCCCCCAGCCCGCCGCAGAGAGCCCCCAGUACGCCGUCAAACAGGAGCCCCUGGAAGCUGAGAUCCCGCGGCCCGCUGGGGCAGCGGCCGCGGCGGCGGAACCCUCGCGCCCCCUGCUGGACGUGGAGGGGAUUUUGGGCCUCCCGCCGAGCCUGCUCCAGAUCACCGAGGACCAGCUGCCGGGCUCCGCCUUCGCGCCCGAGGCCGCCGCCCCCUUCGUGAGCUUCUCCCCGCCCCUCGACCACGACGACUACCUGUGGAGCCUGGAGGACGGCGAGGGCGUCUCGGACUUCUUCGACGCCUACGACCUGGGCGACCUGCUCAAGAGCUGAGACACACCCCACCCUUAACGCUACCCCGAAUGGGGGCUAAAUCGGGGGGGGGGGGACCCACACACUCUCUUUUUCCUCCUCUCCAGGGGUUCCCCCCCUCUCCCCCCUUCCCCCUUUUUUAGUACCUCAGUUUUGUUUUUGUUUGUUUUUUUCUUUUAACAUAAGUAAUUGUCGGUGGUGUUAAUAUUAUUAUUUUCCCCACCCCAGCCACACUCGAGUAGGGGGGUGGGGGUGGGGUGGGGGGCGGUGUGCGGCCGCAGUGAAAUCCUGUGGGGUGGGGUUUUAUCAGUACCUCCGGUGCUCAUUAACUGAGCCUGUUGCGUCGGUUUUUUGGAUGCCACGCGGUGGGUUUGGCCCCCACCCUCCUGUGGUUCCUCCGAUUUCCCCUCCACGGCUUCCUGCCCGGCGGGCAUUGGCGACACUCCACCGCGGCAUGCUGGGACAGCUUCUGCCUGGCGAAACCUUUUUUUUAUUUAUUUUUUUAUAAAGAUGAUGUCUUGGGUGUUGCAGGAUGUCUUGGGCGUGGAGAAACGCCACCUUGGUGCUCGGCGGAUAAAUGCCGGGAAGUCUACCUUCCCCCUUUUCUGUAGGAGUCUUGCCGAAUCGUCAUUUCCAAAUAUUUUAUGGAGUCAUCUCUCAGUAGGUGUUGUAAUGUUUAUCGAGGUAUGACGCACGCCAAAAAAAAAAAAAAAAAAAACUGACUGGAAUUGGGGA
Anguilla rostrata (American eel) is the source of this 3639-nucleotide messenger RNA. RefSeq names its product E2F transcription factor 2 (gene e2f2). Gene Ontology annotation, biological process: regulation of transcription by RNA polymerase II. The record is from RefSeq and is a predicted model, not a curated record. Gene Ontology annotation, molecular function: DNA-binding transcription factor activity, RNA polymerase II-specific; RNA polymerase II cis-regulatory region sequence-specific DNA binding; protein dimerization activity. Gene Ontology annotation, cellular component: RNA polymerase II transcription regulator complex. Lineage: Eukaryota; Metazoa; Chordata; Actinopteri; Anguilliformes; Anguillidae. The transcript has 7 exons. Bases 1615 to 2925 code for a protein of 436 amino acids.